AUGUGGCUUCAACAGUUGCGUAAACAGCCGACUGUCCGUCAUGAGUACUAUGAUGUACUUCCAAACUAUUCCGCUCGAAAUACUCACAGUAAUGAGAUGGGUAUCGCUGGUUCACAUCAGCACUUGAUAAAUGUGAUCAAUCAGGUUAAGGCAAAAAAUAGCUCCCUUGGUAACGGCCUUAUCGCGUUGGGCGAUAUUUGA
Molecule: messenger RNA, 201 nt
Organism: Plasmopara halstedii
Lineage: Eukaryota; Oomycota; Peronosporomycetes; Peronosporales; Peronosporaceae
Exons: 2
Coding region: 1-201 (66 amino acids)
Source: RefSeq, a predicted model, not a curated record